Molecule: messenger RNA, 5008 nt
Organism: Conger conger (European conger)
Lineage: Eukaryota; Metazoa; Chordata; Actinopteri; Anguilliformes; Congridae
Product: transforming growth factor beta-1 proprotein-like
Exons: 7
Coding region: 2019-3167 (382 amino acids)
Biological process (GO): SMAD protein signal transduction; BMP signaling pathway; regulation of cell population proliferation
Cellular component (GO): extracellular region
Molecular function (GO): type II transforming growth factor beta receptor binding; type III transforming growth factor beta receptor binding; cytokine activity
Source: RefSeq, a predicted model, not a curated record
AGGAGGGGAAGAAGAGGUGUGAAGAAGGGUUCACCGACAUCGACAACUGACGUCCCAGCGACUGAGACAUACGGAGGGAUAUGAAGCCACUGGAACACACGACUCGUGCUCCGUCCGCUGCCAUCUCCGCUGAUUUUCUGAACGGUCGCCCGCGCUUCCGGAGCUCUUCCUGCCGUUUCCCGACCUCUCCAAACUUUGCGCCUUUCCCGGCUUUACUUUAAGACGCACGCCACCUCGGCUCACUUCCUCUUUUCUGCAACAUCAUCUCAGGUGGGGCGGGGCGGGGUGAUGAGAGGUCUGCCGUGAAUUUCCCUGCAAAUUUCUUGUCCUGUUUUGGUUGCAGUUCCUGUUGAGGGCUGGACCGGAGGCUGGCACGGAGCAUCUGUGUAUGUGUGUGCGUGUGUGUGUGUGUGUGUGUGUGUGAGGGGGAGAGAGUGCGUGCUCGCCUGUGGGUGUGUGAGAGAGAGAGAGACGCGGAGAGAAGUACCCUAGUUAAUGUAAGCUGUGCAUUUUUUGCAGAGGUGAGCUUGUAGCUGCCAGGUCUUCAGGGCUUUUCUGCUGUCCUGUGGAGAAAAGACUUCUCCUUUCGUGAGAGUGCGCUCCGCACUUUGUAAAUUGCUUUGGGGAAUUCAUCGUUUUGGAAAAUUGACACCAUGGACAUUCCAAGAUCCUUAUUAUAAUCUUUACCAAUUCCUGCUUCACACAAAGCCUUUGCACUUGGUUUUUUUAUGAUUUGUUUUUGCUUUUCAAACUUUUUGUUUGCUUUUUGCUUUUCCAUUCAAUUUACGUCUGUUCUGCUCUCCAAAUUAAUUUUAGGUAGGGGAGUUUUGUUAAGAGUGUGAGGUAAUUUGCGGUUGUUGACUCUGUUUAAUAGCUGGGUUUGAGUGUGCGUGCGUGAGUCUCUUUGGAUGGUGUGUCCUGGGGCCUCCCUCCCCCUGACUGCAGUGUCAAUGUGAAAGUCGCUAUCUGAUUGACCCCAGGCUGAGUCAGGUCUACCGGGGGAAAUUAUCUGCCCGGCACAGGAAACGUGGGGUUCUCAAAUCUACCCUUUUUUGUCGUUUCUCUCGGUUCCCUCCCUCUCUCUGCUGCUCCUGAACGCCGAGGGUCAGAGAAGCGGGAGGUCCGGGCGCCGCUCAUUUUGGCUAACUACGCCAGAGGAGACUCCCAGCGGAGAGCCCCGUAAAGCUUAGGGGAGGAAUGCGAAAAAAAAAAUCGGAGCGAGAAAACGACAGAGCGUGAGAAGUGAACUUCGUGUGCGAGGGGAAGCAGGAGGACGCAGUGGACAGGGCUAGCAGGGAGCAAGAGAGAGAGAGAGAGAGAGAGGGAGGGAGCGCAAGAGAAAGCCAGAGCGAGCAAGCGUGAGAGAGAGGCGACUGCAGGAGCCGGUAUUUGGUUAGAGCCGGGGAACUUCGUCCUGUCAUGUUUUAUUGAGUCCCGUGCCGACCGACGGGGCUUUCUCUAAACCCAGGUAGGAGGUGUGGUGUGCGGCUGCAUUCGCUAAAGGGCUGCCGCGCGUCUGUCCCCCGAGCUUGUACGCCGUGGUUUUAAACACCGGCUCCUCUGCCAGUGCGCUCACACUCCCACCGCUGCCUGAGGGAGAGUGUGAUGUGCUAGCGCUGCCUUCUCUCUUCUCAUUCGCCGUGUUUCAGCCCCGAGACGGGCUCCGGGGGGAACCCUCGCGUGCGUGAGUCAGAGGAGGAGUGACAGCGAGACAGUGACUCAGUCCCCCGGACGGGGGUCCUCCAGCCGCCGGUGGGGGGUAGUACGGCCCCCCGCUCCAGUGAAAGGGAGACGCGGGUCAAAAGGAGGUGGCAGAGCGAAUCGGGAACGACAGGAGGGCAUCUCUCCGGGAGGACGAAGGAACUGCCGGCAAGGACACUGUACACUUUACGUUCUCACGUCGCCGCAAGUCGGACCAACCUUGACCACCUUCCGCCAACCCUACAACCUGUCCGCUCCACUAGCACCCUCAACGGACUUGACAUAACCCGUGCCGAAGACACGUACGGCAGGCGACCAUGAGGUUCGAGUGCCUGGUCCUGGGCGCCCUCUGGGUGCUGGCUAGCGUGUGUCCCGGCGGGAGCAUGUCCACCUGUAAGCCCCUGGACCUGGAGCUGGUGAAGAAGAAGCGCCUGGAGGCCAUCCGGGGCCAGAUCCUCAGCAAGCUGCGGCUGGCUCGUGAGCCCGACCCCCAGGAGGGCGGGGAGCGGAGGACCAUCCCGGACGCGGUGAUGUCCGUUUACAACAGCACCCUGGAGCUGAGCCGCGAGCAGGUCACCCUGCAGCCCCCCUUGGACACCGACCAGGAGGAGUACUUCGCCAAGGAGGUGCACAAGUUCGUCAUGAAGAAAAGUGAAAACGGGACAAAGCAGCAGAUGUUGUUCAACGUCAGCGAGAUGCGGGCGGGCCUGGGCACCGACCGGCUCCUCUCACUGGCCGAGCUGCGGCUCCUGAUCAAGAACCCCACCAUGGCCCCCGACACCGAGCAGAGGCUGGAGCUGUACCGAGGCCUGGGCGACCGCGCCCGCUACCUGGGCUCGCGCUUCGUCUCCCACAGCUGGAACGACCGCUGGCUGUCCUUCGACGUCACGCAGACCGUGAACGAGUGGCUGCAGGCUCCUGAGGAAGAGCAGUGGUUCCAGCUGAAGCCGUACUGCGAAUGCGGCAGUGACAUGGGAAUGGCAGGGAAGUUCCAGUUCACCAUUUCAGGGUUGGACAACCACAGAGGGGACACUGCCAUGCUCUCCAAGAAGAUGCAGAAGCCUCACAUCCUGAUGAUGUCACUUCCUGCCGACCGGGUCAGCCAGCUUACCUCGCGCAAGAAACGGUCUCCGGGCACCGACCAGACCUGCACAGACAGGUCGGAGAGCUGCUGCGUGCGGAGCCUGUACAUCGACUUCCGCAAGGACCUGGGCUGGAAGUGGAUCCAUGAGCCCACGGGUUACCAAGCCAACUACUGCAUGGGCUCCUGCACCUACAUCUGGAACGCCGACAACAAGUACUCCCAGAUCCUGGCUCUGUAUAAGCAUCACAACCCUGGGGCAUCGGCCCAGCCCUGCUGUGUUCCCCAGGUUCUGGACCCCCUCCCUAUCCUCUACUACGUGGGAAGGCAACACAAGGUGGAGCAGCUGUCCAACAUGAUCGUGAGGACCUGCAAGUGCAGCUAAAGCCUCCCUGCCUACGCUCCUGAAGCUCCCUCUGACCAGCGCUCUCCCUCUCUCUCUCUCUCUCUCUCUCUCCCUCUACCUGUGCGGUGGAGGGAGGAGGGCAAGCCGCACACUCCAGGGCAGGGACAGGGAAGCAGGAUGGACGUGCAGAAAAGGACUGGGAAAAACUGGACGGAGCACGAGGGAGCGAUCUGUAGAAUUUUCAUUUCAGUUCUUUCAACGGAGCAACUCAUAGGACAGUAUAAAGAAACUGGUUUUUAAGCUUUUAAAUGAAAUAUUUUAUUAUUAUUUUAUUAGUAGCCAUGUGUUUAUAGAUUCUAAUUUAUUUUGUUAAAUGGAGUUGAGUUUUUGUGAUAUGGCUGUUUGGGGGAACUGAAAUAAGGUGGGAGAGAAAUUGACCUUUGUGGUUUUUAAGUGCUCGAGCACUUAUUAUCACAAUAGUCUUUGUGAAGUCUAGUCAAUAGGAGCUACAAUAUCCUGAAGCGGCACGAUAAGGACAAAGCUGUGUCAAAAAAACCCAAAUUGCCAAAAGUGUAAAAUGUUCCCCUCCUUACUAAAUGACAAAUAGUCUGUUACAUUCAUGCAGGAUAAAGUGUGCGAAAAGGACGCCGUGUUCUACCAGGAGUAGAACACCAACGCAACACAUUGCAGUGUCACAUGUCACAGCCAGUCUCCACGGAAACGACUUGUGCUUUUAUUGGGCAGACAUUAUAGAACCCUCAAGUGGAUAAAGUAUCUUGAUUCUACAGAGGAGGAUCUGAAUCCCGUGGAGGUCUGGUUAAGCCAAAAACCCUUUGUAAGGACAGCAAACCUUCUUCUCAGAAGCGAGAACAUUGUCCUCCUGAACGAUGACGCGUCACUUCCUUUUCUGGGCCCGACAGCCUCAUGUGGACGUACGUUAGCCCGAAGUAAAAGGUGUGCGUACGUGCGUAGCCCCGCCGUCACGCGGUAACGUGAGAACAACACUUGAAAAGCCGCAGCGGCUCCUGGAACCGUACCGCCUGUCCGCGGUGACGCCUUCCCACCAGGCUGUCAUUACGGCCGCUGGACACAACCUCACGUCCACCUCCAGGACGGCGUAGACCACAGCUGGCGUCUCUCUGUCCAGCCCUCUGAUCAACCCACCUCCCCGGGGCAAAGGAGACUGGCUGUACUCUACAGUCAACAUUACCAAAGAACUCCCCACCCUCCCUCACAGCUGGACUGCUUGUUACAGGUGUAGAGGUCCCAUUCCAUGUGGUUUUGGGGCUUCUCAUUCAUUACGGUUUUUAUUUUUUUAAAUAGACUGUGUACUUCUGGAGUACUAUAGUAAUUGUGCCAUGUAUUGUUAGGGGUAUGAAUAACAUUAAUAAUUGUACUGAGAGUGUUAGUGCUGUGUGUUAUUUGUCUGGUUUGAUUGAGAGCUGAGGGCUAUGCUCGUGGUAGCUGUUCAGGGGAGGGGUGGGUUUACUUUACUCAUUGUGUUAGAUUUUUCUGUCACAUUUUUAAACGGAACUACGUUUUAUUUUGCAGUCUUUAAACCUUUACACCAAUCUAUACAACAUGCUGCAGGGUCGUAGAUGUUAAACUCUAGAUGCAUUUGUAAAAAAAAAAAAUCAGCACACUUUUUCCGAAUGUGGCACACCUUCUGUUUAAAUAUGCCAUUGAAUUGUUUCCAGGUGCUAAUCUUGAAAAAAAAAAAAAAACCAUGACAGAAUUUCUUUGCAGUGGCAGUCCCUGGCAUCUCUGCCAGCCUUGCUGACUACAGUAACCGACAAGCUGGAAAUAUGUCUAGAUUAUCGUGCUUUUAUUGAACAGGCUUUUGUAAAUGAAACAAAAUAAAUGGCUCUUCUUUUGCUUUA